Molecule: messenger RNA, 1848 nt
Organism: Alternaria incomplexa
Lineage: Eukaryota; Fungi; Ascomycota; Dothideomycetes; Pleosporales; Pleosporaceae
Exons: 3
Coding region: 1-1848 (615 amino acids)
Biological process (GO): protein folding in endoplasmic reticulum
Cellular component (GO): endoplasmic reticulum membrane; endoplasmic reticulum
Molecular function (GO): protein-disulfide reductase activity; FAD binding; thiol oxidase activity
Source: RefSeq, a predicted model, not a curated record
AUGCGCUCUGCUGCGCAGGUGUUCUACCUAGCCGUCUUCUCGCUGCUGGGUAGCUCACACGCUGCGAGCCAUGCUACCAAGUCGAGUAGUCCUCCGUCAGACGUCUGCGAUAUAUCGCCUGGUGCGAUAGUUUCCGACGCUUGCGUAAGCUACAAUACCCUCGAACAGCUCAACGAAGCCAUACACCCAUACCUCCAGUCCAUCACGCAAAACACCGACUUCUUUUCGCAUUACCGAUUGAACCUGUACAGCAAGAAAUGUCCGUUCUGGGACGACGAGAAUGGCAUGUGCGGGAACAUCGCAUGCGCGGUUAAUACACUGGACAACGAGGAAGACAUACCGCUCGUCUGGCGCGCAAAAGAACUCGGCAAGCUGGAGGGGCCUACAGCACAACAUCCGGGGAGGAAGCAACAACGGGAAGAGAGGAAACGGCCGCUACACGGCAGCCUAGGUGAAAACGUCGACGAGAGCUGUGUGGUCGAGUACGACGACGAAUGCGACGAGCGCGACUACUGCGUACCGGACGACGAAUCGGCGACUGCAAAGGGCGACUACGUGUCGCUUGUAGACAACCCAGAGCGCUUCACCGGAUACUCGGGCGUCGGAGCUCAGCAGGUGUGGGAGGCUAUAUACCGGGAGAACUGCUUCAGUAAGCCUCCCAAGAAUGCACCCUCCACUGGCAGUUCGUCACCACCUGGAGGAUCGUCUUUUGGCGGGUUUGGAAACCAACAACAACUGCACGCCGCAAAUCAGUUCCGCAACGUCAUGCAGGAACAGGGCAAGAAGCAAAAGGUUCAGUCUGCGAUUGCUCACGGUUCUCCUGUAGAUAGCCUCGACCCUGUCGAAUUCGACGAUACCUGCCUGGAGAAGCGCGUCUUCCACCGCGUCAUCUCUGGCAUGCACGCGUCCAUCUCCACGCACCUCUGCUACGACUACCUCAACCAGACAACAGGAGAGUGGGGACCCAACCUGGCCUGCUACGAGCAACGCCUACACAACUUCCCCGAGCGCAUCUCCAAUGUCUACUUCAACUACGCCCUCGUCAUGCGGGCUGUAGGCAAGAUCAGGCAGCACAUUUCCGACUACUCCUUCUGCUCCGAAGACCCCGAACAAGAUCUCCGUACCAAGAACUCGGUCUUGCGCCUCGCAUCCGCCCUCCCCUCAGGCCCCGAGAUCUUCGACGAGACGGUCAUGUUCCAAGACCCCGACACAAUGGUAUUGAAGGAGGACUUCCGCAACCGGUUCAGGAAUGUUAGUCGCAUCAUGGACUGCGUGGGAUGCGAUAAGUGUCGGCUCUGGGGUAAACUACAAACGAAUGGCUACGGCACAGCUCUCAAGGUGCUCUUCGAGUUCGACGAGAACGAUUCCUCAAAGGACCCGCCGCUUCGCCGCACCGAACUUGUCGCUCUCAUCAACACGAUGAACCGUCUUUCGCAUUCACUAUCCGCCAUCAAGGACUUCCGUCGCAUGAUCGAAGAGCGCGAUGGCUUGCCUAGCGAUGUCGCGCCUGCGCUACCGGCGACCGACAAAGGAGUGUUGAAGACAAGACUCGCGCUCGAAGACUCUGACGAAGACAAACCAAUCGACAUCUUGACUGGCGGAGAAAAAAUCCCAAGCUUCAAGCGAGACUGGGACGCGAGGAAGAUGACCAUGUGGCAGGAGGUCAAGGCCGAAUUCAACCUUGUCAAGAGAACAUUCUACUACGUGUUAUGGCAGUGGACUCAGCUUCCUGGGCGAUUUACCAAAAUCUUCAUUCUCGAAAUGAGGAGAGCUUACAAUUGGUGGAUGGGGUUCGUGCCCGGUCCGAGGAGUUGGGAGAUUCGCAUCCCGAGACGAGACGAGUUGUGA